Molecule: messenger RNA, 1609 nt
Organism: Rhincodon typus (whale shark)
Lineage: Eukaryota; Metazoa; Chordata; Chondrichthyes; Orectolobiformes; Rhincodontidae
Gene: tmem30b
Product: transmembrane protein 30B
Exons: 8
Coding region: 185-1207 (340 amino acids)
Biological process (GO): phospholipid translocation
Cellular component (GO): Golgi apparatus; endoplasmic reticulum; plasma membrane
Source: RefSeq, a predicted model, not a curated record
GAUCACCUUUGACCCGGGCUGCAGAACGGGUUUGAUAAGUUAACAGCCCAUGUGACAGUGUCUCCAGCCCAGGGAACUGGGUGGAGAACUGUCUCCCUGCCUGAUACAGGUGAGGACACGGGAUCAAAGAACAAUCGGAAGAAGAGUGUGUUUCCUGGCUGUCAGCUCGCCAAUAGUUUUGAAGAUGUCCCGCCAGCAAGACAGGGCUGUGUCAAAGAACAAGCCUGACGGCACCGCCUUCACCCAGCAGCGACUACCGGCCUGGCAGCCCUUCCUAUCGGCUGGCUAUGUCCUCCCCACAUUCUUCCUGUUGGGUUUGGUGUUCAUUGCAAUCGGCCUUGGGCUCUACUUCACCUCCAACAAUGUCAUCGAAAUCGAGCUUGAAUAUACGGGCAAAAGCCCAAAUAGUUCAUGCCACCAUUGCACCAAGAAUGGUACCAAGGAUUGCAAGUGCACCAUUGAAUUCAAGGUGGACAAGAUGUUGCCGGGUCCUGUUUUCAUGUAUUAUGAAUUAGUGAACUUCUAUCAGAAUCAUCGGAAAUAUGGAGUCUCCCGAGAUGACGAUCAACUGAAUGGAGAUUUGAAAUAUUUAAAGGAACCUUCUGAAUACUGUUUUCCAUUUCGUUGGGAUGGACAGGACAGACCUAUUGCUCCAUGUGGAGCCAUUGCAAACAGCAUGUUUAAUGAUUCCUUUGUGGUGCGUAAGGUAGACAAUGAUGUCUCCAUGGUGCCUCUAAACAGCAAAGGAAUUUCUUGGUGGACUGAUUACAAUGUCAAAUUCAAUAACCCCAAGUUAGACAAUGGAACUGAUCUAAAGCAGGCAUUUGAAGGAACUGUAAAACCUAACAACUGGCCCAGGCCAGCAUACGAGCUAGACACGAACCCAGAAAAUAAUGGCUUCAUCAAUGAAGACUUUAUUGUUUGGAUGAGGACAGCAGCCUUGCCAACAUUUCGCAAACUCUAUCGUCGUAUUGAUGAUGGGCUGCAGCCAGGAAACUAUUUGGUGGAGAUACAUUACCAUUAUCCAGUGUUAAGUUUCAACGGACAGAAACGAGUGACUUUUAGCACCAUAUCCUGGAUGGGUGGGAGAAACCCAUUCCUAGGGAUUGCCUAUCUUGUGUGUGGCAGUGCCUGCAUCAUUACAGGAAUAAUAAUGUUCAUAGUCUACAUUAAAUAUCAAGGACAGAACAUCCGCAAAGUGGAAUAAUCACACAAUGCAAUACCUGUGAAGCUUACUAAGAAUUUCUUUCAGAAACUACGGGUGUUUACUAUAAAUUAACUCUACACUUACUAAAUUAAUCUUGGGCAAAGUGCAGAAAUUUAGCUUUUUGUUUUUUUAAUAUUUUGUAUUGUGCUCUCUCUGUAGCUCAAAUGAUUUAUACACUUUUUAAACUUGUUUUAAUUUCACAGAUUUAUUGUCACCAUGAAAGAUUGCAAUGGUGAAUGUCGGAAUACUUAGUGUUGAGUUAAGGAAAAUGGUUUUUAAAAUUGUGAUCACUUGUGUACCAAUGAUUCCAGCAGUAAGAUUUCUUGUGCGAAUCUACUUGAUAUAAUCAAUUAAUUUGAUAUGUUUUAUUAGGUUAUUACAGUAAAACUCCAUUUUACAAUU